GAACGCGGUAGUAUUUUCAGGACGAGGUAUUAAGUACUCCAAGAAGGCUGAACCCAUGUAUCAUAAUCUUUUAUUAAUGAAAGGAGACGUUCCAUUACAAUUAAGAGCAAGAUUAUCGCCGUUUUUCACACCCAGUAAACUUAAAAACAUGUUUCCUUUGUUAUUACAACGUUCGGAGAUUUUCAAUAAUUGGUUGGAUACGCUGUUAUCGCAAAAUGAAGAAGUAGAUUGCAAAAAAAUUAUUACGAAACUCGUUGUUGACUAUACUACUACUUGUAUGUUUGGUUAUGACAUAACUAAUAUCGAAGAUUUGGACAGCGAAAUUAUACAGUAUAUAAAAAAGUACACUGACAUAACUACAUUGAAAAAUAUGUUGAAGAUAUUGCUACCGGAUUUUGUGAUAUAUAACAAAAUAUAUGAUUUAAUCGGCUAUUAUUUGUUUGAUAAUAGUGAAAUAACAGAACAUUUUAAACGCUUUGUGAAAAACAUCGUGAAUUACAGAAAAGAACAUGACAUCUUCAAGCACGAUAUUGCCAGUAUAUUUAUGGAACUUAAACAAAAAAAGUUGAUGGAAAAAACCGAAUUUACAGAUGAUUUCUUUGUUGCGCAAAUGAUGGUGUUUUUCAUAGCCGGAUAUGAAUCAUCUACUGCAACAAUAUCUAGUACGUUGUAUGAGCUAGCUUUAAAUCACAGUAUUCAGAAUAGACUUCGUGAAGAAAUAAGAAACUUAUUCACAAAAAAUAAUGGAGAAUUAACAUUCGAAGAUGUAAUGACGAUGCCCUAUCUAGACGCAGUAUAUAAAGAGACACUGCGAAAAUAUCCAAUAGCAGACACAAUAAUGAGACAAAGCUCAACAGCUUAUACUUUCAAAAAUUCCGAAGUAACUAUCCCAAAGGAUCAAGUAGUUAUUAUACCUAUUUAUGGUAUUCAUUUCAAUCCAAAAAUAUAUCCCAAACCAGAAAUUUACGAUCCUGAAAGAUUCAUCGGUGAAGAAGCACCAUCUAGACAGGCAAUGCAUUUUAUACCUUUCGGUCACGGUCCAAGAAAUUGCAUUGGUGAACGGUUAGGUAUACUGCAAGUUAAAAUGGGACUUAUUAAUAUUGUGCGAAAUUACAAAAUCGAUUUUUGCGAGAAAACACAUGAAAAAAUGUGCAGGAUGGAAUUAUUCGUUCAGCAGCUAAAACACAUAUACCUGAAAGUAUCCAAAAUCGAUUAAGAUCCUAUGCUUGUGCACAGUCUUCAUAACUAGAAAUUAGCAUGGAUCUUCCGUAAAUCUGCCACAGAUUUCCCACGAGAUUAACCAACAUGCGAAUUAGCCACAAAUAGCAUAUAUGAAUACAGUCAAAUAUUGGGCAGAAAAUAUACCAAACACAGAAACACAUUAUUACAAUCUAAAGAUUUACAAACUACUACUACAUAAUAAUCUAUUACUUAUUGUCAGCACAAUGCCGAUAGUUUUUACUUAUUAUUAAUAAAGAAAAUAAUUGUUUUCAAGGAAAAG
This is a messenger RNA of Formica exsecta, 1501 nucleotides long. Its product is annotated as probable cytochrome P450 6a13. The record is from RefSeq and is a predicted model, not a curated record. Gene Ontology annotation, molecular function: heme binding; oxidoreductase activity, acting on paired donors, with incorporation or reduction of molecular oxygen; monooxygenase activity. Bases 56 to 1216 code for a protein of 386 amino acids. Lineage: Eukaryota; Metazoa; Arthropoda; Insecta; Hymenoptera; Formicidae. The transcript is spliced from 5 exons.